AUGCGAGCGGCCCAAGGACGACUGGCAGAUAUGAGAGUGGUAAUCGUGUGUGCCCUCCUAUCCCUCCUCUCUUUGUCACAUGCCUGUCCAAAGGAGUGUAGCUGCAACAGCAACACCAAAGUAGUAGACUGCCGGGGUCAAGGCCUAUAUGACAUCCCCCGACGACUGCAUCCAGACACCCAAGAACUGUAUCUCCAAGAUAACCGUAUCAGGGGGCUGGGAUCGAUGGCUUUCAGAGAAAUACCCCUUGUCCGCAUUGUCGAUCUAUCUAAUAACUCUAUAACAUCUGUCUCACCAACUGCUCUGCUGGGUCUCAGGACUCUACAGCGCCUCAGCCUAGCCUACAACAGCCUGAGAGAGCUAGACAAGCGGUUGCUCGGACCUACUCGCUCGCUUUCACACCUUGACCUCUCACACAACAGCCUGUGGAGUUUGCCUGGAGCCAUGGGGGACAGUCUGAGGAACCUUAGCCACCUGGGGCUAGCACACAACAGGCUAACACGGUUGGAUCGUUCCCUGUUAGAGGCCCUGACCCGCCUGGACAGCCUCACACUACGAGGCAACCCCUGGAGGUGUGACUGUCAGCUCAUAGGCCUCAAACUCUGGCUGGAGACGUACCUUUUUAAAGGUGGAGUGGUAGAUGAGGUGCUUUGCUCCCACCCAGAAGAAAUGAGAGAGAGAGACCUGCAGAAAGUCCCAUACCAGCUCUUUCAUGCCUGCAUGACCACAAGCUACCAUUACCUGUUUGCCAACAUACACCACCUGGAGUCUGAGAGACUACUGCGAGGGCACACGCAUGGCAACCAUGCUCAUCCCUCUAGUCAUGCUCUCCAUGUCCCCAUGGCAAUGGGGGAGGGCUUUGGUGGCGGGGGAGGAGGAGGAGGAGGGAGUUUGCCCGAGUGUGAAACUAAGCAGAAGCAGCGGCCUGUCAACUUGCGCCACGCUAUUGCCACAGUGAUCAUCACGGGCGUAGUGUGUGGAAUCGUGUGUCUGAUGAUGCUGGCUGCAGCAGUGUAUGGCUGUGCCUACGCUGCUAUCAUGGCCAAAUAUCAGCGGGAGCUAAAGAAGAACGAGGAGUUGGCAGCAGUGCAGGGGGCAGAUCAUGCCACAGCAGAUGAGAAGGAACCACUGGAAAAUGCUAUUGCCUAG
Molecule: messenger RNA, 1149 nt
Organism: Xiphias gladius (swordfish)
Lineage: Eukaryota; Metazoa; Chordata; Actinopteri; Istiophoriformes; Xiphiidae
Gene: lrtm1
Product: leucine-rich repeat and transmembrane domain-containing protein 1
Exons: 4
Coding region: 1-1149 (382 amino acids)
Molecular function (GO): protein binding
Source: RefSeq, a predicted model, not a curated record